Pseudogymnoascus verrucosus is the source of this 1842-nucleotide messenger RNA. RefSeq lists its product as uncharacterized. Gene Ontology annotation, biological process: acyl-CoA metabolic process; fatty acid biosynthetic process. The record is from RefSeq and is a predicted model, not a curated record. The transcript is spliced from 5 exons. Bases 51 to 1742 code for a protein of 563 amino acids. Gene Ontology annotation, molecular function: fatty-acyl-CoA synthase activity; fatty acid ligase activity. NCBI's taxonomy places the organism in Eukaryota, Fungi, Ascomycota, Leotiomycetes, Thelebolales, Thelebolaceae.
UAUUUACUUUACACUAUCCAUAUAUCUACAAAUCCACCAAGCUCUUAACCAUGGCACAUUUUUACGAUGCUGUACUCCAGCGACCGGAUCGGUUCAAUUUUGCGGUAGAUGUUAUCGAUUAUUGGGCGGCCCGUCCCGACGACUUAGAGGCAAUGUAUUGGGUAUCAAAAGGCGAGUCUCAAAAGCGUUCCUUGACGUUUAAAUACUUCUCACGCCAGUCUCAUCGGGUCUCUGUUUUAUUACAGCGCUUAGGCAUCAAAGAGGGCGAGACGAUGGUUAUGAUCGUCCCACGUGUCCCGGCAUGGUGGGAAAUCGCCGUUGGAGCUAUUCGCAGCGGGGUAAUUAUCUCACCGGCGACUACCUUGUUGACCGAAAAAGAUAUUCAGUAUCGCUGCGUCAAAAGCAAGGCCAGCGUAUUUGUGGGUGACGGUGCAAGUGUUGCCAAGUUCCUAGCAGUCCGGGAUGCGUGUCCAUCUGUUCGCACCGUACUGCAAGUAGGUGACGUUCCGCACCCAGGCACCGACUCUUUCUACGCAUCUUUAGAACUUGUCGAGGCCGAUGCUUCGGUGGAAGAUGUUAGACGAGACUGGAACUCCCCAGCCCUGCUCUACUUUACAUCGGGAACCUCUGGUCCACCGAAGAUGGUGCGCCAUAACCAGGUUUCAUAUCCAUUAGCUCUCACCACGACGGCCAAGUCUUGGUAUCAGCUAGCUCCAGGCAAGGUGCUUUGGAAUACCGCAGAGCAAGGUUGGGGCAAAGCUUCUUGGUCAUUCUUUAGUGCGUGGAAUUGCGGAGCUACUCUUUUUGUUUAUGAUGAUCGUGAGGCAUUCAGCCCUCGGCGCCUUCUAAGGAUACUUCACCGGUAUCCUAUCACAACCCUUUGCGCAGCUCCACUUGCAUAUCGACAGCUUGUCUUGCAAGAGGCUAAAUCCUACUAUAAGGAACACCCUCCUAUGGCGCUCUCGCAUUGCACAGCCGCCGGAGAAGCCCUAAAUGACGAGGUUAUCAGACAAUGGAAUGCGAUCAGCGGCAUGGAGAUUCGAGACGGGUACGGUCAGACAGAGUCAGUUCUCCUCUGUGGGAACUUCAGCGGGUUUCCGAUUCGUCCAGGUUCUAUGGGGAAGCCAGCGCCUACAGUGCCUCUUUCUAUCAUAAAUAUCGACGGGUCGGAAACUGCGGUCGGGGAAGAAGGUGAAAUGGCAGUGCUGAUAGACGAUAUAUCAUCCAAAAACGAAUUCUUCGGCAUCUUCGAUGGAUACUUAAAUGAUGAUAAUACGGUUAGCCGGCGAGAAAAAAUAUUCACCAAGAAUGGAGAGAGGAAGGUUUGGUACCUGACGGGAGACAAGGCGAGGCGGGACGCUGAUGGCUACCUCUGGUUUGUUGGCCGCUCAGACGAUGUCAUCAACUCUUCUGGGUAUCGCAUCGGUCCCUUUGAAGUAGAAUCGACCUUGAAACUGCACCCAUCAGUAGUUGAAUCCGCCGUGAUAUCCUCGCCAGAUCCAAUCCGAGGGGAGGUCGUGAAGGCCUUUGUAGUUCUGAUCGAUCAAUGGAAAGACGUAAACCAGGACUCACUAAGGAAAGAGCUACAAGAUUUCUGCAAAAAGAAUGCUGCGCCGUAUAAGUAUCCGCGGAAGAUCCAAUUUGUACCUUUGGAGUUUUUACCCAGGACGGUGAGUGGGAAGAUUCAAAGAAACUUGCUUAGGAAAAUGGAAUGGAAAAGUGAGACUAAAGCAAAGCUAUGAAUAUAUGUAACGAGAGAGCAAGGAACCAAUGCUACCUUUAUUCGUCGUAUCUAGUCUCAAGCGUUGGUGUAUAUAUUCUAGCCCAUCAAGUUCUCCUCAU